CUCAGUUUUAAAAGUAAACGUAACUAAUGUAAAUUUGUUUUAAAUUCCUCAUUUUUGCCUCAUGAACCAAAUAUGAGUUCAACCAAGCACACUUGUAAGAGUGAAAAACUAACGACUUGUCUACUUCUGCAGCUGUCGUGGGAAUACUAUAAAUACAGAUGCAAGCUGGAACUUAAUAUCACAAACCAUAGAAACUAAGCAUGGCUUUGUUUUCACACUUUCUUCUUCAUUUAGCCUUCUUAAUCAUUCUCCUCCCCCUUGAUUUACAGAACCUUUUGGUUGGUGUAUCAUCAACCACUCUAAGCAUCAGCUCAGACAGAGAAGCUUUGAUCUCACUGAAGUCUCAGCUGAGUAAUGACAUCAGUACUUCUCACCCACUUUUAUCCUCUUGGAGCCAGAGCUCCUCUCCUUGUAAUUGGACUGGUGUCCUCUGUGACAAGCGUGGCCAAAGAGUCACUGGCUUGGACCUUUCAGGCUUUGGUCUCUCAGGCCAUUUAAGCCCCCAUAUUGGUAACCUGUCCUCUCUUCAGACCCUCCAGUUGCAGAAUAACCAGCUAUCAGGAGUGAUUCCUGACCAAAUUGGCAACCUAUUCAGUUUGAGAGUUCUAAACAUGAGCUCAAACAUGUUGGAAGGAGUGCUUCCUUCAAACAUCACCAAAUUGGAGGAGCUCCAGAUUCUUGAUCUGUCCUCAAACAAGAUCACCAGCAGGAUUCCUGAAAACAUUAGCAGCUUGAAAAAGCUGCAGGUCUUGAAACUUGGAAAGAACAGCCUCUAUGGUGCAAUCCCAACUUCUCUAGGGAACAUUUCCACUCUCAAGAAUAUCAGUUUUGGCACCAACUCUCUCAGUGGCUGGAUUCCCAGUGAGCUGGGCAGGCUUCAUGAUUUGAUUGAGCUUGAUCUCGUUCUCAACAAUCUCAAUGGGACUGUUCCACCUGCUAUAUAUAACCUGUCUUCCCUUGUUAACUUGGCCUUGGCUUCAAACUCCCUGUGGGGUGAGAUUCCUCAGGAUGUUGGUCAGAAACUUCCAAAACUCCUAGUGUUCAAUUUCUGCUUCAAUAAGUUCACUGGUAGAAUUCCAGGGUCUUUGCACAACCUCACCAACAUUCGAGUCAUUCGUAUGGCUUCCAACUUUUUGGAAGGAACAGUGCCACCUGGUUUGGGAAAUCUCCCAUUUCUUCACAUGUAUAAUAUUGGGGGUAACAGGAUUGUCAGCAACACAGGUCUGGAUUUCAUUACUUCUUUGGCAAACAGCACCCACCUGAACUUUCUGGCAAUUGAUGGCAAUAUGCUGGAAGGUGUGAUUCCUGAAACCAUUGGCAAUCUCUCCAAGGAUCUCUCAAUACUUUACAUGGGACAGAAUCGUUUCAAUGGAAGCAUACCCUCCUCCAUUGGCCUUCUCAGUGGCUUAAAGUUGUUAAACUUGUGCUACAAUUCAUUCACUGGAGAAAUCCCACAGGAGUUAGGCCAGUUAAAGAAACUACAAGAGCUAUCUCUGGCUGGAAAUCAGAUAUCAGGUGAAAUUCCAAAUUCCCUUGGUAAUCUCCAUAAGUUGAUCCAAAUUGAUUUGUCAAGGAAUAAUCUUGUGGGUAGCAUUCCCAUCAGUUUUGGGAAUUUUCAAAACCUGCUCUACCUGGACUUAUCCAACAACAAGCUCAAUGAAAGCAUACCUGUGGAAAUCCUCAACCUCCCAACUUUGAGCAAUGUUUUGAACUUGUCAAUGAACUUGUUGAGUGGACCAAUACCACAAGUUGGGAAAUUGAUCAGUGUUUCCUCCAUUGACUUUUCUAACAACCAGUUGAAUGGUAGCAUCCCCAGCUCAUUCAGCAGUUGCUUGAGCUUGGAAAAGUUGUUUUUGGCCAGGAAUCUUCUUUCAGGUCCCAUUCCAAAAACUUUUGGAGAUCUAAGAGCCUUGGAAACCUUGGACCUGUCCUCUAACAAACUCUCUGGGUCCAUUCCUAUUGAACUUCAAAAUCUUCAUGUUCUUCAGCUUUUAAACCUCUCUUACAAUGAUUUAGAUGGAACCAUUCCAGUUUUCAAAAAUAUCUCUGAUGUUCACUUGGAAGGCAAUAGAAAUCUCUGCUAUUCAACAUGUGUGCCUCAUGGCCAUGGAAGAAGAAAUGCUAGGCUUUACAUCAUCAUAGCAAUCGCGGUAACAUUGAUACUAUGUCUCACCACAAUUGGUUUUUUGCUAUACAUAAAGAACAGCAAGGUGAAGGUAACAGCAGCAGAACCUGAACUGCUAAAGUCUCAUCAUGCUCCAAUGGUCUCCUAUGAAGAGCUUCGUUUAGCAACUGAAGAGUUCAGCCAGGAGAAUUUAAUAGGAGUUGGAAGCUUUGGCUCAGUGUAUAAAGGCCAUCUAAGUCAUGGAAAAACUGUUGCUGUGAAAGUGCUUGACACUCUAAGAACUGGUUCUUUAAAGAGUUUCUUUGCAGAGUGUGAAACUAUGAAGAACUCAAGGCAUCGGAAUCUGGUUAAGGUGAUCACAUCAUGCUCCAGUCUUGACUUAAAACACAAUGAUUUUCUGGCUCUGGUGUAUGAGUACUUGAGUAAUGGGAGCUUGGAUGAUUGGAUUAAGGGGAUAAGAAAGCAUGCAAGUGGAAAUGGGUUGAGCCUCAUGGAGAGACUGAAUGUAGCUAUUGAUGUUGCUUGUGCAUUGGAUUAUCUACACAAUGAUAGUGAAAAUCCUAUCGUGCAUUGUGAUUUGAAGCCCAGCAACAUUCUCCUGGAUGGAGACAUGACUGCAAAAGUUGGAGACUUUGGAUUGGCCAGGUUACUGAUUCAAACAUCAACUAAUAGUCAAGUUUCCAUUAGCUCAACUCAUGUCCUCAGGGGUUCCAUUGGUUACAUACCUCCAGAGUAUGGAUGGGGGGAGAAACCAUCUGCAGCUGGAGAUGUAUAUAGUUUUGGGAUAGUGUUACUAGAACUCUUAUCUGGGAAAAGCCCAACAGAUGAGUGCUUCAUGGGAGGCCUAAGUAUAACAAAAUGGGUGCAGUCAGGAUUCAAAGACAAGACUGUUCAAGUCAUUGAUCCUCAGCUGCUAUCCCUCAUUUUCUGUGAUGAAGACCCUUCUGCUGCAGCUAAAGGUCCCAAUAUACAACUCCCUUGCUUGAAUGCAAUUAUAGGAGUUGGCCUAUCCUGCACUGCAAACAACCCAGAUGAACGCAUUGGCAUUAGAGAUGUUGUUCGCCAACUAAAAGCUGCUAGAGAUUCUCUUUCGAAAAAUGAUGCUGACAUUGAAAGUCCUUCUAGUACUACUGCCAAGUGUUACUAUGAAGUUUCAGUAAAUUGAAGAUUGGUGGUGGACACUGCAUAAUAAGGCGCAUUUUCUACCAUUUAUUCUUAAAUAAAGGUAGAGAAACCCUCACCCCAAGCUAGCUUUUAGGAUAGAGUUAGGCAUAACCUAAAUUCUAAAAUGUCGUAGUUUCUUCCACUCAGUAAAAUUAUUUUCUACCGUUGUCCGCGGUUUGUCUCUUAUGUGUCAAGAAAUUUCAACCUAAAAGAUUAUGUGUCAACUUCUACUCUCCCAUCUCUUAUUUUGAGUUGUAUGAUAUUAUCAUAUGAUAUGAUAUUCUGAUACCCCACAGUAACAAGUCUAGAAAGAAAUCUCCACUGUGAAGUAGGAUUACAGUAGCUCAUCUACCAAGGAAGAGUUUCUCUCAAUCCUACUCUGAAUCUCCACUGUGAAGUAGGAUUACAGUAGUAUAAUGAAAAUGUAAAUUCUCUAUUUCCUUGAACAGGAUUUCAAGAACUCUCUCUCUUC
Lotus japonicus is the source of this 3761-nucleotide messenger RNA. Its product is annotated as putative receptor-like protein kinase At3g47110. Gene Ontology annotation, molecular function: protein kinase activity; protein binding; ATP binding. The transcript is spliced from 2 exons. The coding region runs from base 201 to 3290 and encodes 1029 amino acids. Lineage: Eukaryota; Viridiplantae; Streptophyta; Magnoliopsida; Fabales; Fabaceae. Gene Ontology annotation, cellular component: plasma membrane. The record is from RefSeq and is a predicted model, not a curated record. Gene Ontology annotation, biological process: protein phosphorylation.